Messenger RNA from Oppia nitens, 408 nucleotides. Its product is annotated as fatty acid-binding protein-like. The coding region runs from base 1 to 408 and encodes 135 amino acids. The transcript is spliced from 3 exons. The record is from RefSeq and is a predicted model, not a curated record. NCBI's taxonomy places the organism in Eukaryota, Metazoa, Arthropoda, Arachnida, Sarcoptiformes, Oppiidae.
AUGGACUGUGGUGAUUUUACAGCUACCUACAUUAUAAAAUCAUCUGAUAAUACGCUGGCAUUUUUCAAGACCCGGGGACUACCCGAUAAAAUGACCGCUAAUGUUGCGGCCUGCAAAUUUAGAUUGGUUAUAAGCAAAUUGGGUAGCCAGUGGACAAUUAGCCGGGUGCUUAUUAACGUUAUAAAGCAUACAAUAAAAUUUGAAUUGGACAAGGAGUUUGAUGAAAUUAAACCCGAUGGCCAUGUAUCCAGGUGUAUUAUGUUGGCUGGCAAUGGAGGCAAACAAUUGAUACAAAAAAUAUUUGCGGAACGGGAGGUAAAAGUUAUCUACGAUUUCAAUGAUAGCGAAGCAGUAAUGACUGCAACCGUUGACGGAGUGACCGGCAAAUGGUUUUUGGUUAAAGAUUAA